GUUGUGUGUGUACUUGUGGAGGUGCCACUCUUUUUGCUCGCAGACUUCGGUUUGGUUCUCACCAGAACCAGUUUGACAGCAGAGCGAGAUUCUCUUUCAGCUGUGGAAUGAGGAAGGAGCCAAAGUAAUGCAGCGUUUGUGACUGACACCAGUAGGCAAGACAACUAUGUAACGUUGAGACCACACCGUGGAGAUACGAGAAGCCGCAUAAUUUGUUCCUGAUGUUUCCGAGUAUGGAAGCUGGCAGAGAUAAAGUAUGUUUACCCCGGAGCUCGUCCUGAAAAAACGAACAGAGAUAGUGCAUGCUUUGUCUAGCAGCGGCUCAGCCGAGCAUCUGGAAAGAAUCCUGGACAUACUGCUGGCCCAAGGUGUGCUUGCAUGGGAGGAAUACCAGAGCAUACAAGUACAGGGUAGGACGCUGUACACCAAUGCCAGACAGCUGCUCGACCUGAUACAGACAAAGGGUGCAGACACCUGUGGCGUGUUCCUGACUGCUGUCAAACAGGUCAUCCCUGGAGACCAGGGUGCUGACAUCUUCUCUGAAGAAGAAAGAGGAGUAUCACAUAAAACUGUGACUUGCGCACUUCUAACUCAAAGACCAGGACUGGUGAAUGAGCUCCAAGGCUGCAUUGAAGGUGCUCUGAAAACUCUGGUUGAUUCAGGACACUUCACCUCGACAGAAUGGAAUGAGGUGCAACUGCCAAUAUACACACCCUCCCAGAAGGCAAGAUGUUUGAUUGACCAAGUGAGAUCAAAAGGAGAGGCAGCAACGAAGGUUCUGCUCCAAUACCUUCAACAAAGACAUGCGUGUGGAUACACACACAACCAGGAGAAAUGGACUCCUCCCCAAGAGUUCUUAAGGUAUCAGAAGAAGCUUAGUAGUACCGUGUCGGCCCAGUCGUGUUUCCUCAGCAGUUAUGGAGGGAUGAGCCACAUGCCUCUGGAUGACAUCUACACUGAAAGCCAGCUGGAGCUAGCUCAUGAUUCUGUUGGUGUUCAUAGCCCUUUGGACAUAGAGGACAUUGUUGGUAGCCUGGGUACAGUGAAUGAGGAGGCCGACACUGUUCUAGUAUCUGGAGAAGCAGGCAGCGGAAAGAGCACUCUACUCCAACGGCUGCACUGGCUUUGGUCACGAGGAGCUGCCCUCCAGGACAUUCUCCUUCUCUUCCCAUUCAGCUGUCGACGACUGAACUCAGAGCAGAGGGAACUGUCUGUACAUGAGCUGCUCUUUCAUCACUGCUGCUGGCCAGACAGGGAACAAGAAAACAUUUUCCAAGUCAUCCAGGACCACCCAGAUCUCAUCCUCUGUACCUUUGAUGGCCUGGACGAGCUCAAGCAGAGUUUUUCAGAUGAGCUCCAUCUUUGCUGCCCGACUGAACGUGCCCCUGUUUCUGUAAUAUUGUUCAACUUACUCCAGGGUUCCUUACUGAAGGGAGUAAGGAAAGUGGUGACAAGUCGCCCAGAAGCAGUGGGACCUGUGUUGAAGAAACAUUUUCGCAAAGAGAUCCUCCUGAAGGGCUUUUCCCCCAGUGGGAUAGAAUGUUUUGUGAGGAAACACCACAGCGACUCUGUGGUAGCUGGUAAGGUUUUAGAGUCCCUACAGACAAAUACUGCUUUACUUGGAUUGUGUCACACUCCAGUCCUCUGCUGGAUUGUCUCGCAGUGCCAUAAAGAGCUUCUAGGCUGUGGAGGUGGCAGCCCACAAACCAUCACAGAUGUUUACCUCAUGAUCUUACAGCACUUUUUCCAGCAUCAAGACUCCCCGAAGAGCACUGCUACAGAAAGUUGGCUACAGAAAAACUUAAAAACAAUCUUACAUUUGGGGCAACUUGCUUUUGGGGGGAUAAGCACCUCCUGCUAUAUAUUUUCCAAUGAGGACCUGGAGACAUGUGGUGUGACCAUGAAGGAUAUUGCUAUAGGGUUUCUCAUACAUACCAAAGACAUGUCAUCUGCCUUUAGCAGACGGUAUGAAUUCCUUCACGUGACUGUGCAAUGUUUCUUUGCUGCCCUAUAUAUUGUUUUGUCAAACGACACAGACCGUUGGACUAUCCCUAAGCUCUUUCAAUCACAGGAAGUGAAGGAGUCAGGCCGGCGCACUGCCUGCUUCAAGUGUUUACCCUCCUCUGACAAUCAACAAGUUUUAGAGAAGGAGACCAAAAUGACAGAAAGACUAAAUCUGCAAAUCACAGCUACUUUUGUGUCUGGACUCCUGUCCCAGCAGCAUCAAAAUCUACAACUUCACUGCUGCUCCAGUGUGACAUUUGACAAGAAGGUCAGGCAAGUUAUGAAAUGCUUGUCCAAAGGCAUGCAGAAACACUUUAAGUCUAUUCCUCAGCCUGUACCAGGAGAGAAGAAGAGCAUGCACGCAAUGCCAAGUUUUGUCUGGCUUAUCAAAUGCAUCUACGAAUUACAAGAGAGCGAGCUUGCCAAAGAUGCAAUGCAAAAGCUGCAGGUAGACCACUUGAAACUGACCUACUGUAACAUUGGUCCUGUAGAAUGCACUGCUUUAGCCUACGUGCUCCAACAUUUAAGCAACCCUAUAGGCCUGCAACUGGACUACAACUCUAUAGGAGAUGUUGGUGUAGAGCAGCUUCUUCCCUGCAUGCAAAAAUGUCAUGCUCUGUAUCUCCGAAAUAAUAGCAUUACAGAUGAGGGGAUCUGCAAACUGAUUUCUAAGGUUAUUCACUGUGAAAACCUCCAGAAAAUUGCGCUCUUCAAUAACAAGUUAACCGAUGCCUGCACACAUCACCUUUCUCAUUUACUGAAGACCAAGCAGAAUUUCUGCUCUCUACGGAUUGGCAACAAUAAUAUAACAGCAGAAGGAGCGUGUCGGCUGGCGGAGGGACUGAAAUUCAAUCGUUCACUGCAGUAUUUAGGGCUUUGGGGCAAUAAAAUAGGUGAUGCAGGAGCAGAAGCUCUUGCCAGUGCACUUGAAAACAGCAACACCCUGGUGUGGCUAAGUCUGGUUGGUAAUGGCGUAGGAAGCACAGGAGCUUGUGCCCUAGCCAAUAUGAUCAAGAAGAGCACAAGUCUGGAAGAGCUUUGGUUGACAGAAAACUGCAUAACCAGAACAGGGGUGGAAUGUCUGAUUGAAGCUCUGGAACAUAAUACUCAAGUGAAGUCUGUGUGGUUGAGGAACAAUAACCUCAGUGUGGACGAGGUAGAAGAAAUGAAACAACGUGAAUCAAGACUGGUUUUCUGACUUUGUAUUCAGUCUCUUACAAUGGGAGUUGCAUUAAAUAGUGCUUCAUUAUAAUUAACAAUUUAUAUUAAAAUGUGAAAUCUAACCAGUGUUCUCAAUAAUUUCUUCAAGGCUUCUACUCAGAAGAGCAA
Thalassophryne amazonica is the source of this 3333-nucleotide messenger RNA. It is a transcript of the gene nod2, whose product is annotated as nucleotide-binding oligomerization domain containing 2. Bases 257 to 3202 code for a protein of 981 amino acids. Gene Ontology annotation, cellular component: cytosol. Gene Ontology annotation, biological process: regulation of apoptotic process; response to muramyl dipeptide; positive regulation of canonical NF-kappaB signal transduction. Gene Ontology annotation, molecular function: protein binding. NCBI's taxonomy places the organism in Eukaryota, Metazoa, Chordata, Actinopteri, Batrachoidiformes, Batrachoididae. The transcript has 11 exons. The record is from RefSeq and is a predicted model, not a curated record.